AAAUGAUGAGGAAAGAGCUUCAUUUGGUUAUGUUUCCUUUCUUAGCAUUUGGUCACAUUAGUCCUUUUGUGCAACUGUCCAACAAACUGUCAUCUUAUUCCAGUAUCAAGAUUUCUUUCUUGGCCGCUUCUGCCAAUGUCCACAAAAUUGAAUCCAUGCUCAACUGCACCCCGGGCCUCAAAACCAUCCCUCUAACUCUGCCUCAUGUCGACGGCCUUCCUAAAGGGGUAGAGAACACCUCUGAAACCUCUCCAGACACUGUUGAACUCCUUAAAGUUGCAUUAGACCUUAUGCAACCCCAGGUCAAGACCUUACUAACAGACCUAAAACCUGAUUUCAUAAUCUUCGACUUUGCACAAUGGUGGCUGCCAGAAAUGGCAUCUGAGCUCGGUAUCAAAACCAUCUGUUUCUCGGUUUAUACAACAAUUACCACAGCUUUUUUGGUAGUUCCCUCCCGCAUCAGCGAAAAUGCACCACAAACUUUAGAAGCAGUAAAGGGACCCCCAGCCGGAUUCCCAGGUAUAAUCCCUAUCAAGACAUUUGAAGCUCAAGACUUUAUGUACAUGUUCAAAAGCUUCCAUGGCACUCCAAGUGCAUUAGACCGAUUCUUGACAUGUUUGAGUGGCUGCAAUGCAAUACUUGUCAAAUCAUGCACAGAAAUGGAAGGACCCUACAUUGAUUACUUUGGUAAACAGUUCAGGAAGCCAGUUCUUCAAAUUGGUCCAGUGGUUCCUGAGCCACAUACUGGCGAACUAGAUGACAUAUGGGCUAGUUGGUUGAGCCAAUUCCCAGCUAAAUCCGUGAUAUACUGUUCUUUCGGGAGUGAAAGCUUUCUUACAGAUGAUCAAAUUAGAGAAUUAGCUUUAGGGUUGGAACUCAUAGGCCUUCCUUUCUUUCUGGUGUUAAAUUUUCCUGCAAACCUGGAGAGCUCUGCAGAGCUGAAAAGGACAUUGCCUCGUGGGUUUUUGGAAAGAGUGAAAGGUAAAGGGAUUGUACACUCAGGGUGGGUGCAACAACGGCACAUAAUGGCACACGAAAGUGUGGGCUGCUACUUGUGCCAUGCUGGUUUUAGCUCGGUAAUAGAAGCUCUGGUAAGUGACUGUCAGCUGGUGAUGUUGCCAUUGAAGACUGAUCAGUUUUUGAACUCUAAACUAGUGGGCUCAGACUGGAAAGUUGGUAUUGAAGUAAAUAGGAGGGACAGGGAUGGGUAUUUUGGAAAAGAAGAUGUCUAUGAAGCUGUGAAAAGUUCUAUGAUAGAGACUGAACAGGAACCCGCAAAAUCCAUAAGAGCAAAUCACAAGAGAUGGAAAGAGUUUCUACAAAAUGAUGAGAUACAGAGCAAGUAUAUCACAGAUUUGGUUGAGAAUUUGCAGGCUCUUUCAUAAAAUAGAACAUGUAACAGCAUGAUCGAUGAUUCUACCCUUUUUAUUUCACAUCUUUAAGACGGCCUACUAGUUAGACGUCAUGUUUUAUUUCAUUUAUGCAUCUUUAAGUUGUGUAUGUGGUUCUCGGCCCAUGUUGCAUUAGUUGUAAUAACUGAUCAAGU
Erigeron canadensis is the source of this 1546-nucleotide messenger RNA. RefSeq names its product UDP-glycosyltransferase 79A2-like. The coding region runs from base 3 to 1385 and encodes 460 amino acids. Gene Ontology annotation, molecular function: UDP-glycosyltransferase activity. The record is from RefSeq and is a predicted model, not a curated record. The transcript has a single exon. NCBI's taxonomy places the organism in Eukaryota, Viridiplantae, Streptophyta, Magnoliopsida, Asterales, Asteraceae.